This is a messenger RNA of Myzus persicae (green peach aphid), 685 nucleotides long. RefSeq names its product transcription initiation factor IIA subunit 2 (gene TfIIA-S). Lineage: Eukaryota; Metazoa; Arthropoda; Insecta; Hemiptera; Aphididae. Bases 237 to 575 code for a protein of 112 amino acids. Gene Ontology annotation, cellular component: transcription factor TFIIA complex. The record is from RefSeq and is a predicted model, not a curated record. The transcript has 4 exons. Gene Ontology annotation, biological process: transcription initiation at RNA polymerase II promoter; RNA polymerase II preinitiation complex assembly. Gene Ontology annotation, molecular function: TBP-class protein binding; RNA polymerase II general transcription initiation factor activity.
UGUUGUUGUAUGAAAAUUACAUGUCAAGUAAUAAUCGCCUUUUUGUGAUAAUAUUAAUUAAGAUUUUCGGUCUGGUACUUGGUAGACUCUACUCAGGUUAUUGUUGUCACUUGUCGGUAACUUCGAUCGAUCUUAAAAUCAAAAUAUCGAUGUCACGUCUCUGAACCAUAGUCCGCCGCCCAUCAAAGCUUUUCUCCGAUCAUCAAGACAUUUUGAGUUCGUCUUUUCGUGCCAACAUGUCUUAUCAACUGUACAGGAACACGACUCUGGGGAAUACUCUUCAAGAGAGCAUCGACGAAAUGAUUCAGUAUGGUCAAAUAACACCUGCUCUCGGCAUGAAAAUCCUGCUGCAGUUCGAUAAAUCUGUAAACAAUUCAUUGGCCACACGUGUCAAGUCUAAAAUAACAUUUAAGGCUGGAAAAAUGGACACUUAUAGAUUUUGUGAUAAUGUGUGGACAUUUAUGUUAAGUGACGUAGAGUUCAAAGAAACUCAAGAAAUAGCUAAAGUUGAAAAAUUGAAAAUUGUUGCAUGUGAUGGAAAAAGUGUAACUGAUGAAAAUUCAAAGAAAAAUUAAUCUUGACUGUUAAAGAGUUACUAUUAUUAUUUAUUUUUGCACUCACAAAAUAUUGUUUAUGUACUUAUAUAACAUUGUUGAUGUACUUAUUUUUUUUUUGUGUAUUAUCU